UCCUCGCGCUCCAGCAUCACUCCCUGACAACAGCGGCGAUGGCGGAGCCCGUAGCAUCGGAUGCAGCGACCAAGACAGACGCAGCAGCAGCGGCAUCAUCACCCACACCGGGCCUCUCUCCCGUAGCCAGCCCGGGCUCUGAGCCUCUUUCCAUGGCUCUCUCCCCCACCGCGGACGGCUCACAGCGGCUUCUCUUCUCCCACGACCUGGUCUCCGGACGAUAUCGCGGCUCAGUCCGGUUUGGCCUCGUACGGAUGAUCCACGGCGAGGAGGAUUUUAACUCGGACUCGGACCUCGACGAUGGCGGAGGGAGAGGCGGAGACGGCGGCGGCGGUGGAGGAGGAGGCGGACGAGUACCGUGCGGUUCGGACACUGAGAGCGCCGUGGACACCCCAAGUCGGCCUCUCGGGAGGGGAUUUGUCCGCGUCCAGUGGUACCCCGAAGGUGCAAAGCAGGACAUCAGGGAGACAAAGUUAAAACUUGAAGAUCGAUCGAUCGUCAUCAGAGACAUCGUGCGAAGAAACAACUCUAAUGAUAACCAGUGUGGCAUCGUGACCAACAUCGACAUCGAGUGUGCAGUGAAAUUAGUAGGAACCAACUGCGUUCUGUAUCCAGUCAACAGCAAAGACCUGCAGCACAUCUGGUCUUUCAUGUACGGCGACUACAUCGCCUAUGACUUCUGGCUGGGGAAAGUGUACGACCUGACCAAUCACAUCAUCCUCAAGCUGUCCAACGGAGCCAGGUGCUCCAUGAGCGUGGAAGACGGUGCCAAGCUUUAUGAUGUCUGUCCACAUGUCAGUGAUUCGGGUCUGUUCUUUGAUGAGGCGUACGGCUUUUACCCAGGACAGGUCCUGAUUGGUCCCGCCAAAGUUUUCUCCAAUGUCCAGUGGCUGUCAGGGGUGAAACCUGUGCUCAGCAGGAAGUGCAAGUUCAGGGUGGUGGUAGAAGAGGUGAAGGUGGUGGAGCUGAAAGUGACGUGGAUCACCAAGAGCUACUCACCCAAAGGUUCUGACAGCGUUUAUCCACCUGCCUCCACCAUCACACAGGAAAACCUCUGCAGGGUGAGGCGUUUGGGCUACUACGACCACACCCAGAGGCAGCUGGGAGAGAGGGCCCUCUACGUGUUCCCAGCCAAAGGUGAUGCCACACGCAUCACCUGUGAUGGACCUGAGGGUGCCCCUGUUCUGCCUGAAGACCCCGUUGCCAGAAAGUUGAAAAGGAUGUUCAAGAAGGAUUCUGGGAAGAAGACGGAGAACGCCGACUUACAAGGCGAGCACAGAUCUGAACAGACCGACUCGAAUCAUCCCAACAACAACAACGGCCCCGCGGUUCCCGUUCAGAACGCUCCGGACUCCCAGAACGACGCCUCGGCUGAACACGGCGAGCAGGACGCUGAUGACGAGGCUGCAGAGGACACCGAUGACACCAGCUCUUUAACGUCAUCGGCGAGCUCCACAGCCUCCUCUCAGAGCGGCGGUCUGGGAACCAACCGCAAGAAGAGCAUCCCGCUGUCCAUCCGCAACCUGAAGAGGAAGCACAAGAAGAAGAGGACAAAGUUCUCCCGCGAAUUCAAGCCCGGAGACCGAGUGGCAGUGGAAGUCGUAUCCACGAAGACCACGGCUGAUGUGAUGUGGAAGGACGGCCGGGUGAAGAAGGGAAUCCGAUCGAACGACCUCAUCCCCAUCCAGCACCUGGACAGCCAUGAGUUUUGCCCCGGCGACUUUGUAGUAGACAAACGACCCCAAGCGCUGCAGGACCCCGGGGUGUACGGCGUGAUCCAGUCUGGCGAUCACAAAGGCAGAACGUGUGUGGUGAAGUGGAUCAAACUCAACUCCACCAGUGACGACGUGGAGGUCAUCGGUUUGGAGGAGGAUGUCAGUGUCUACGACAUCGCCGAUCAUCCGGACUUUCACUUCCGCACGACCGACAUUGUCAUCAGAAUAUGGAACUCGGAGAACGGACAAAACGACUGUGAAAAUGAGACAUCAGUCGGUCAGGUGUACAGGGUGGAUGUAAGCAGCAAAGUAGAGGUGGUGUGGGCAGACAACUCGAGGACCAUCGUCCUGCCACAGCACCUCUACAACGUGGAAUCGGAGAUCGAGGAGACGGACUACGACUCGGUCGAAGAAACGAGCAGCGUUCUGUCGACCGAGGAGUGGGAGGACGAGAGCGACAGCUGGGAGACGGACAACGGUCUGACCCCAGAGGACGACAGCCACGUGAACAACGCGGAUGCCACGGAUACUGCGACGCCGACCCCCACGCCCACUGGCUCCACGACGUUCAUCAUCCCACCGCAGGAGGGCAGCAAAGCCGGGGUCACCAGCCCCACCAAAGGAGUCUCAGGAGAGGAGGGCGAAGCGUCUGUGGCGAGUCCUGCUUCUGGAGGAGGAGGAGCUGUGAACGGAGCGGAGAAACCCGGUAAGGAUGGAGCCUCUCGGGGCUUCAGGGAGUUGAAAGAGGCGCUGAAGAUCCUGGAGAGCUUGAAGAACAUGACUGUGGAGCAGCUCUGGACCGGCGGCUCCCCGACCUCUCCGACCUCCAUCGAACCCACCUCCACGACCAACGUGGCGAGUUCGGUGACGCCGACGACCCAAGAAAAACCGACCAAGGAGAAACGCUUCCUAGACGAUAUCAAGAAGCUCCAGGAAAACCUGAGGAAGACGCUGGACAACGUGGCCAUCGUGGAGGAGGAGAAGAUGGAAGCUGUGGUGGAGGCAGUGGGGAGUGCGGGAGCAGGGAUGGAGGCGGGUGUUAAACAAGCAGAGAGAGCCGGAGAUGAAAAGCCCCAGCAGGAGGCGCAGACACCCGUAGGUCAGCAGGAGUGGCCCAGUGAGAUUCUUAGUGACACGCCGGUACUGUGCCAGCAGAGCGGAGGCAAACCUGGCGUGACAUUUACCAGUGCCAAGGGGGAGGUGUUCUCAGUGCUAGAGUGGGCACCAGAAACUCACUCGUUUAAGAAAAUGGAGUUCCAGCCUGCGGAGGCGAAGAAGUUCUUCAGCACGGUGAGGAAGGAAAUGGCUCUGCUAGCGACAUCGCUGCCUGAUGGCAUCAUGGUCAAAACCUUUGAGGACCGCAUGGACCUGUUCUCGGCUCUGAUCAAAGGGCCGACUCGCACGCCCUACGAGGACGGUGUGUUCCUGUUUGACAUCCAGCUGCCUAACAUCUACCCAGCUGUGCCGCCUCUGUUUCGAUACCUGUCCCAGUGCAGCGGCCGCCUCAAUCCCAACCUCUACGACAACGGCAAGGUCUGCGUCAGUCUGCUGGGCACCUGGAUAGGCAAGGGCACUGAGAGAUGGACCAGCAAGUCCAGCCUGCUGCAAGUCCUCAUCUCCAUACAAGGCCUUAUCCUUGUCAAUGAGCCUUACUACAACGAGGCUGGCUUCGACAGUGACCGAGGCCUGCAGGAGGGAUACGAGAACAGUCGCUGCUACAAUGAGAUGGCUCUGAUCAAGAUGGUGCAGUCGAUGACACAACUCCUCCAGAAUCCCAUUGAGGUCUUCAAGCAGGAGAUCCAGGAGCACUUUGUUUGUAACGGCUGGCGGCUCGUCCACCGGCUGGAGUCGUGGCUGGAGCUGCACGACGCUGCGGAGCGAGGGCAGGCAUCACACCCGUACUCCAGGGCUCAGCACUCCAAGGACCGACCUUCAUCUGUGGAGCCUCUGGAUGAGCAGCUGGCCCUGGGAUCGGGGCCCGUGGCGGUGGCCCACAGCAGCCCCGGUAAGGCGGGGGAGGAGGGAUACACAGGAGCAGGCGUCACCAGUAUUAUGGAGGAGGAGCUGGAGGAUUCAGGACUGAGUCCCUCCACCACAGCAGCCUCUCAGCAGGAGCUGAGCAACAACUCAGACUGCGACAGCAACCUGGGGAACAGCUCUCUGUGUGGUGAAAACAGGGGCAGCGCUGCGGGGCCCGGUUCCGUAAGCCGCACCGGGACGUCAGAGUCGGGUUCUGCCGGAGCGAGCGCAGGAGGGGCGGGCUCCUCGGGGAGCCAGCCAGUGGUGAGACCAAAGAAAAGGAGAAAGAGCUACCGAAGCUUCCUCCCGGAGGGCAGCGGUUACCCCGACAUCGGCUUCCCGCUCUUCCCGCUUUCAAAGGGAUUCGUGAAGAGCGUCCGAGGCGUGCUGCAGCAGUACCGAGCUGCGCUGGCAGCCGCCGGCAUCCCCGAGCACACAGAGGACAAGUAAGUGCCUCCUCAUCGUUUCCCAGUAUGCACUGCACUGUUCCCUGCUCCUUUUCCUCCUCUUCUUCUACCUUUUCAUCCGCCUCAAGCCGUCGAGGAGGAUCCAUUACUUGUUGUCUGGGAGAGGGGGGCUACAGCUUUCUGUCUGCUGUACCCCUGUCCAGAGCUGCACUAAGCCCCCAGCACUGCCCACAUUUUUAACCUUUACCUCCAUUUCUUAGUCUUUACUGCUCCUGCUGCCCUGAACUCCUCAACAUUCUGCCUUUUCUUGUCCCCAUAAUCGAACUACAAUUGCAAGAGAGCCGCACCUUUGAUCGGAAGCUUGAGCGGGCUCUGCUCGAGACGACGAUUUGAUCAUGUUUUUGUUUCCUUCAGUGUCCCUGCAGACGAGUGCGAAGCAUAAAGAGCAACUCACACACACCUGAGGAAGCUGCUUCGUCAUUCACACACUGUCAUCUUUUCAUGGACGCAGGUAAAAAAAAAAGAAAAAAAAAAAAAAAAAGAAAAAAAAAAAACAGAAAAUGGGGGGGAAAAAAGUGGCGCUGGUAAGAACUGUGGUGGUGGCGUGGAUGCAAAAAGAAAAAAAAAAAGAGUGAGAUGAAAAAUCAGUGCCAUGUCCUCUCCUACACCACUUCUCAUGAUCCCACUAGCCUCCAGCAUCCUCUGCCGUAUGGGGGGGGUUUGCCGGAUGAAGAAGUAACUGGGUACCACUGAAAAACUGCACAGCCCAGCUCCCGGUCAGCGACGGGUCGACUGCGGCUAUCUGUAGCACUACUGAUGUUAUCACUGUACCAUCCUGCACUACAACGAGCGAACGAACGAAAGGACAAUCAAGUUUGGGAGAGGCGAUGCUCAUAAAACCACUUUUUCUCACCGGUUGUUACGCUUUCUGCCAAAUUCUCUCUGUUCACACACUCGCGCAAAUCUUCACAGAAGAACAGGCCGAACGUCAGUAAAACUGCCAACCACAGACCACUUCUACCACCACACACUCGCUGGCAUCUUCCUUCGCUCAUCACCGGACCACGCGGCGAACAUCGAGUGGCAAAGUUUACAUACGAAUCGACCUCCGGAGGUUUGUAGCUGUUUGGCGUGCGUGCAGAGGAGACAGUCGGGCGGGUGUAUGUGGCGCCGUUUAGUCGGAGGACUUAUCGAAGCGGUUCGAACGCCAACGUCGAACUUUUGAUCCAUUUCAGGUGGUUUUACUCACUGAACUGUAGUCAACCCCACAUCACUGCUAAUGACACAACUUAAAGAAUGAAAAGCGACAACAAAAAAAGUCCACACGGCAUCCAUUCCGCCAUCUCAUGUCAACAUGUUGCCUUACUUGAAUUGUUCUUAAUGAUCUCUUGUGUACAGAGCUGCUUGUGUCUUGCUUUACUCAUUAACCCACGCAGGCCUGGACACGCAUUAAAAACCACUAAAAUCCUGCUCCAGUGGUUUUUUUUGUUUUUUUCCCCCUUCUCCUCUCAUUCCCCUUCCCAUCGCUGCCGUGUUCUGAUUCGCUCCCUCUCCAAACUGCACGUGCCCAGUUGAAUUAGAUCAGAACGUAAACUGCAGUCGAGUAUGAAUGUUUGUUGAUGAUAUAAUUAAUCUGCCUAAUUGUUCAUUUUUAGUUAGUUUUCUGAUUUAAGUGGCCGAUGGGAUGACGCCUCUACAGUAAAUAUCUUACAUUUGGAUGAAGGGGGGAAAAAAAGGGUUUUAGCUACAAAGUUUCCACAAAGCUGUGAAACUCAAACCUUUGGGUCCAAUCGUGCUUCCUGAGGAAAAUCUGCAUUCUGUGUUUACAACUUGUCAAAGAAUUGAUAUUAUUAAUAAUUAUUAUUAUUGGACAGGUCAGACAUGCCCCCGUGAUGCUUUAAUAGACACGAGAGCACUGGCUGUCCUGAUCUUUGAUGCUGAGAAGUGUUUGUGGAUGAGAAAGCAGUCACAGAGUAUGAAAGUAUAGAAACGACAAGCCAAGAGCCGCUGUGUUCUAAAGAGACUUACAAUAAUUAAUAAAUGAAUAAACAUGAGGGUAUUUUUUGUUUUGUAUUGUCUUCCAUAUUUUACCCUCCUUUUUUUUUUUUUUUUUUUUUUUUUUCUUCCCCCUGUAUCAGAUGUGGCAAUCAGGCACCCGUGAUUUGUUUUCCUCUUCUCAGAUUUUCCUUUUUUCAUGAUUUCACUGCCUUUAAUGCUGCCUCUAGCAUCGUUUCCUUCUUUCUUUCUUUCUUUCUUUUUUUUUUCCCUCCCGUCAUCAUGCUGCUGUUCGUAAAAUGUUGCACAUCUCAAGAGGAGCGCGUUUCCCUCCCCGGCUUCACCGAGAACCAGGAGGUGACAUUACUCCCGCCACCUUCAUCUUUUGCCCUCCUCCUCAUUAUCAACAGAAGCAUUAACGGAAAAUGUGAAUCCAUCUCUAGAUCUCAAAAUAAAAGUCCGGAUAUCAAGCCCAUGACGCUUUGUAUAAUUUUCUGUGUAUGUGUGUAUAUUCUUCAGAUUGAAACCAUUAUUAUUAUUAUUAUUAUUAUUAUUAUUAUUGCGAGAGGUUUGUUUUACAGCCAAAGCAUGUAACAUUGUUGCUUUAAGCCUUUCGAAUGGGCUACACACAAGACUUGACUGUACGAUGUCUACAUUUCCACAGUGGCCUGUUAUUGAUAUAAUAUUUAAAAAAACAAACAAAAAAAGGAACUAAAAGUUAUAAUUUGUAGCCUGAUUCCCUCUGUACAGACAUCAUGACUAUAUUGAAAUAUAUGAAUACAUACAGUAUAUAUUUAACACAAACUUGAGUUGUGACGAGUCGGGGCAUAGAGUAUGUACAAAAUGCUGAGUGUGUAUUGUACUUAUGGUUUCACCUUUUUAAUGGUUUACUCUUGUUGCUUUAAGACGACUGUACAGUGAUGUAUUAAACUUUGCAAGCAUUACCAUA
Messenger RNA from Oreochromis niloticus (Nile tilapia), 7085 nucleotides. It is a transcript of the gene ube2o, whose product is annotated as ubiquitin-conjugating enzyme E2O. The coding region runs from base 39 to 4184 and encodes 1381 amino acids. NCBI's taxonomy places the organism in Eukaryota, Metazoa, Chordata, Actinopteri, Cichliformes, Cichlidae. The transcript has 22 exons. The record is from RefSeq and is a predicted model, not a curated record. Gene Ontology annotation, molecular function: ubiquitin conjugating enzyme activity.